AUGGAAUCGGAGCCGCGGCUCCUGCCGGAGCAGGUCCACGUCGUGCGGGACCUGGACGCCGCGAGAUUGUGGGCCGAGAACGUGCGCCUCGGGAGAAGAACAUUUGAGCGGUUUAAGUGUGCAUGCGUCCACAACGGCCGGUUGGUUGUCUUCACAGAUCAUUCCACGAAUAACCAGUGGGGUGGUUGCGAGGUUUACAGAUGGGCGCACGAGCGCGCCGCCGACGGCUCGUGGUCUUCCUCCAUAGUCAGAGGCUAUUACGGGAUAGCUUUUGUCUCCGAGUCCGUCCUCCUCGGCUAG
This is a messenger RNA of Pelagomonas calceolata, 300 nucleotides long. Lineage: Eukaryota; Pelagophyceae; Pelagomonadales; Pelagomonadaceae. The record is from the annotation of a GenBank genome assembly.